CCUACCAGGAGAGGCCCGGAGUGGGAGGGCAAAGUGAAAACUCUCCUCCUGCAUUCCUGAACCCUCUUCCUGCUCUUCCCCCUCUCCCUCCCCUCUUCCUCUUUGGCUACGUGGUGGUCUCCCAGGCCGACACCCCGACAAGACAGGCAGGCAGGCACCCCCAGUUGGGGUAGGGAGAGGGGCGAGCCAUUGGGGUCCGGAGUGGGAAGAGAAAACUCUCCUGCGGCGUUCCUGACCCCUCUUCCUGCCCUUCUCCCACCCCCUUCCCUCCUCUCUUCCUCUUUGGCUACGUGGUGGUCGCCCGGACCGAAACCCCGAGUCAGGCAGGCAGGCACCCUCCGUGGGAUAGACACGUAGGGAGAGAGGCAAGUCUGGUAGGGAAGGCCUCUGGUUAGGGCAGCUACGGCAGCGGGAUGGGGCCAGGCGGCCCUGGCGGGACCCCUGGCCUCGGGGUGCUCUGCGCCCUGUGCUUCUGCUCCCUGAGCCCAGGGUGGGCACAAUACGAGCGUUACAGCUUUCGCAGCUUCCCUCGGGACGAGCUGAUGCCCCUGGAGUCUGCCUACAAGUACGGCCUGGACCAGUACGGCCUGGAGAACUGGGCCGAAAGUGUGGGCUACCUCGAGAUCAGCAUGCGUCUGCACCGUCUGCUGCGGGACAGCGAGGCUUUCUGUCACCUCAACUGCAGCACGGUGCGCAUGGACAGGGACGCGCCCGCGCCGGCCCCUAACCCUACCCGCGACCCCGAGCCCCAGGACAGUGACAGGUUCGCCGGCUUCCCCGAGCUGAGGCUCUUUGGGGAUCUGCUGCACCGCGCCAAGUGCCUCAAGCGCUGCAAGCAGGGGCUCCCGGCCUUCCGCCAGUCUCAGCCCAGCCGAGAGGUGCUGGAUGAGUUCCAGCGGCGAGAGCCCUAUAAGUUCCUCCAGUACGCCUACUUUAAGGCAAAUAAUCUUCCAAAAGCCAUUGCUGCUGCCCAUACCUUCCUUCUGAAGCAUCCUGAUGAUGAAAUGAUGCAAAGAAAUAUGGCUUAUUACAAGAGCAUGCCUGGUGCUGAGGAUUACCUGAAAGAUCUGGAAACCAAAUCCUAUGAGAACCUCUUCAUCAGGGCAGUGAGGGCAUACAAUGGAGAGAACUGGAGGACAUCCAUCACUGACAUGGAGCUGGCUCUUCCUGACUUCUUCAAGGCCUUCUAUGAGUGUCUUGCUGCCUGUGAAGGCUCCAGGGAGAUCAAGGACUUCAAAGACUUUUAUCUUUCCAUAGCAGAUCAUUAUAUUGAAGUUCUGGAGUGUAAACUAAAGUGUGAAGAGAACCUCACCCCUGUCAUAGGAGGCUAUCCAGUGGAGAAGUUUGUGGCCACCAUGUAUCAUUAUUUGCAGUUUGCAUAUUAUAAGUUGAAUGACAUGAAGAAUGCUGCUCCAUGUGUUGCCAGCUAUAUGCUCUUUGAUUCGAAAGAUGAAGUCAUGAAACAGAAUCUGGUUUACUAUGAGUACCACAAAGACAAAUGGGGCCUUACAGAUGAACAUUUCCUACCCAGACCAGAAGCUGUUGAAUACUUUAAUAUUACAAAACUCCAGAAGGAACUCUAUGAGUUUGCUAAGGAAAACAUCAUGGAUGAUGAUGAGGGAGAAGUUGUGGAAUACUUGGAUGAACUCCUGGAGGAGGAAGGAGGCAGUUAAUCUGAACAAGCCAAAGGCAUUCCAGAGCCACAUGGAUGUCUUCCCAAGAAGCACAAGACCCACAGUGGUUCUUCCUUUGCCUCCAUUUGCUCAGGUUCAUGAUACCUCAAAGCCUCCCCCUUUGUGCUGCGACAUAAAGGGAGAGCACCAGUUUUGAUUUCUCAAUACUCUCUAUAAGCAGGGAAGCCAAUCCUUCCUCCCUAUACAUUCUCUCCAUCAACUCUGGCCACCUGGCUGGCUGAAGAGUGUCCUCAACUUUGGUCUCCCUGCUUAGCUUUCUCUAAAGGUGAAAUGCUCUUAAUGUAAACAGCACUCCCCACUCCCUCACCAAAAAAAAAAAAAGACAAUCAUGAAACCUUUCUCUCUGCCUGCUUGCCUUACUUACUUCUUGAGCCCCCCACAAACUCCUGAAUUAGAAACAAAUAUGUUCUUUCACAAAGCACUUGGAGAGGUUGUGGAGGGAGUGAAUGGAGAUGGGAUGAAGGGGAGAAGAGACUCUUCAAGUCUCCCCAUUUGUGCCCUGACACUGACCUCAAUAAAAACCAAACCAAAGGUCUUCAGUUAAGGAAGGUGGACAUUGUGUCUUUUUCUAUGUGUUUUCUAAGGUACCUUUAAAGGUCUUUCUGAUGGUAACUUGUGUCCCUGGGAGGAGAUAACCUUAAGUUAAGAUAAAACAGGGAGAUGGUAAAUCCUGGGAAAGGAAAAGUACUCUAGUGUUUGUUUUCAUUUUUUAAUUCUUACUUCCUUCUCCUAUAAUUUCAAGAAGUCCCUGGUCUAAUCAGCAGAACUCUCUAGGAAUGGAAAGGAAAGAAUAAGUUGAAUAACCAAUGGGAGAAAGUUCCUCUACUGAUGAUGUAGAAAACAAUAGAGACUUGUGCAGUGUAUCUCAAAAUGGGUCCUUGCCCUCUAUCAUGAGAAACAUGACCUAGAGGCUAGAGAUCUGGCUUUGAAGUCAGAAGACCAAGGUUCAAAUCCUGCCUCCUUGACAGUGACUUAGCUUAACUGACCAGGAAAACUCAAAUUGCAAUGAAUGGAAGGAAAACAAACAUAUAUUAAGCAUCUGUUGUGUGCCAGGUGCUAUCCUAAUCACUUUACAAACAAUAUCUUAUUGGAUCCUCUCAACAAUCCUAUGAGGUGCUACUAUUGUCAUCCCCAUUUUACAGUUGAGGAAACAGAAGCAUAGAGAGAUUAAAUUACUUAUCUAGUCACAAAGUUCAUCUGAGGCCAAAUUUGAAUUCAGGUCUUUAUAACUAGUCCUAGUGCUUUACCCACCUAUGCCUCAUAGCUGCCAUAAGAAGGUACCAACCUGCAUCAACAGAGACAUUCCUGUACCAGUGAAACCACUGGUCCAGUUCCAAUCCCUAUGGAUGGGAUAUGAAUAGUUACUUUGGAUGGGAAAAGUUCAACAUGAACUCUUUUUCCUCUAGCGAAACAACUAUAAAUUAAUCACUUUCCUCAUGAAAAGAGAUUCAAUCCCACCAAUUCAUAGGAUUUGGAGUUAGAUGUGACCUUGGAAAUGAUGCAGUCCAAUUCAUUUAUUUUACUGAGUCUUAUUUUUAUUGAUAGCUUUUGGAUUUUUUGUUUUUUGGGGGUUUUUUGGUCAGCUUAAUUUCUAAAUGGAAUCUUCUCCACUUCUCUGCCCAGUGAGCCAUCCCUUUUUAAUAAUAUCCCACAGACUGAGAAAAAAAAAUCCAUUUCUCAAAACCAGACAACACGUCGAGCAUGACUGACAUGAUAUGCAACAAUAUGUUACACUCCAGGCCUCCAUCUCUGUAAAGAAGAGUGGGAAUGCUUUCUGAAUUCUUCUCUGGGGCCAAGCUUGCUCAUUAUAGUUACACAGAAUUCUGUUUUAUUUUCUUCAUGUUUAAAUUGUUGUAGUUACUAUGUAUGUUGUUUUCCUGGUUCUACUACUUUCGCUUUGCAUCAGUUUGUGUCUUCCCAUAUUUCUCUGAUUUCAUCAAAGGUGUUAUUUCUUUCAGAGCAGUAAUAGGCCAUUAUAUGAAUGUAACAUAAUUAGCCAUUUGUCAAUUACUGGGCUCCAUUGUCUUAUUUUAAAGAGGGGAAAAAUUAAGACCAAAGAGGUUGUGUCUUGCUCAUGGGGCAUAUGAUAAAUAAGUAAGAGAGAGAGAGGAUUUGUACCCAGGUUUUCUGAACUCUUUCUACUUCACCAUACUUCCCUGGCUACAUUAGCCAUUUAGAGAUGAACUGCUAAAUGAGGUUUUUCUGAACCCCUAAAUAGCUAAAUUCUUUUUGAUUACUUUAAAGAGUCAAUAUUCUUUUCUAAGCACAUUAAGUAUGUUUAUGAGGAAAAGAAAAUCUCACACACAAGAGAGGAUUGCCAUCAAAAGAAUUUAAAACAGAAUUUCAGAGUUUGGAGAAAUAUGAGACCAACCUGAGCAUGAUCUCCACCCCGAACACUCUUCUAUAUAUCUACCCAGACUCCCCCAUUCUGUACCUCUCCAAAAAAAAAAAAAACAUUCCUAACUAUUGGGCAGAGAUGGCCAAUGAGCCCCCUUAAGUGCUAUUAAAUGUGUAGUUCAUUCUUAAUUUUUUGUUUAGUGAAAUUAGCAGGUUAGAUCCAGCUUAGCAGAUGUGCUUAUAUUCCUCCAUUGGCUUUAUUUAUUUUGCUUUCUUUGAAGUUGUAAAUUAGUAAAUCCUCCCUGUGACACUUUAGGUUGGAAAGUAGUCUGGGAAAACUUUCUCUAGGCUAUUGAGUUUUUGAUGAUCAUCUGAAAGCCUGAAUUGAAAGUCCACCAUUAACUGCCCCAGAUUGCUAAAAAGAGAAUUUGAAGCUUUGAGCAUCUUCUUUUCCCAGAAGUCCCCUGGAUGAAAAGGAAAUGGGCCAGUGAUGACUGUCUGGCCAGACACUCCACUAGGAAGCUCCAGGGGAAGCUGAUGGGAGUUCAGUUUGGAGAAGGCUCAGUGGCCUGAUAAAUUAACGUUUUUAUUGUUGGCAUUGUUAAUAAAACAUUUUUUCACAUCAUGCGGUCUCCUAAUAGGUAAUCAAGCCUGAUGAUGAGUAAGGAAAAUAUGAUUCCCACCCAAGGAGACAGCAGCUCCACAGAAAGGGGCAGAUUCUCUUUUUUGUCUUCACACUCACUGCUGGGACUCUUCCUCAACCCAAGCAAUUGCUUUUUGAACUCAGUGGGGAAGAGGGCAGAGAGGGAAAGAAGACUGUGGUCCAGUAAGCAGCUCCAUGAAAACUGUUUAGAUAGUUCAUCUGGGAAAUAUUUAACCCUUUAUCUAACACAUAGCUAUGGUAUUCCUUUCAAAUAGCUGCUAGUACCUUCUGAAGUCCAUUGGCUCCAUGUGCCUCUCUGGUAUCAAUCGUCUCCCCUCUUAGGAUGUAUGCUUGAGUGUAGGGAUUGUUUCUGCUUUUUCUUUGUAUCCUCAAGGUUUAUCCAAGGACCUGGGACAUAUCAAAUGUUUAAUAACUGCUUGGUGGAUUGCUUUAUUGACCAGAAAAACAAACAAUGAGAAGAUAUCCAUCCACAGCCUCAUGGGAAAUCUACCCUGUUCUCUUCAACCAACCAAUGUCACCAAAACAAAUGAUGCAUAGACCGCCAAUGAGAAGAGUGGGCCAGCAGCUGUUCCUCUUGGAUUUUGAAUAUUUCUUUGUUGCAUUUGGGAAUAGUAUUUUGAGUUUCCUCCCUGUACGUGUGUCACACAGAAAUUCAAUUUUUUUCCCUCCAACUGUUGCCUCCUGGUUAAUUUGACUCUGCUUUUUUUUCCCCCCUUAAAAUAUGGUACUGUACCGCAGAGAUGUCAACACUGCCAUGUCUGACACGAACCAAAUAUAAAUGUAAUUGGGGAAUAUUUAACAAAAUAAAUAAAAAAUACAAUAGGACAUAAAUAA
Molecule: messenger RNA, 5529 nt
Organism: Monodelphis domestica (gray short-tailed opossum)
Lineage: Eukaryota; Metazoa; Chordata; Mammalia; Didelphimorphia; Didelphidae
Gene: CRTAP
Product: cartilage associated protein
Biological process (GO): collagen fibril organization; peptidyl-proline hydroxylation to 3-hydroxy-L-proline
Cellular component (GO): endoplasmic reticulum
Molecular function (GO): collagen binding; protein binding
Source: RefSeq, a predicted model, not a curated record